AGAAAGUAUCUGCAUUGUUUCCCUUUCCUCCGCCCCUUCCUCUACUUCAACUCUCCCCUCAACAAAACAUGGUGUGAAUCGGUAUCAUUCAAUGGUCAUUGAUUUUGUUAAACGAUUACAGCCUUAGCUGUGCAACUCCUUCUGUUCCCUUUGCGGAAUCGCGACGAUGCGCGAAGUCACUUCCCUCCUUCUAAACUCAAAGUCGGGUUCGUUCGUGCGCCUGCGCUCGGUCUACCCGUCUCUUCCGCGAUGCCCUCGCAUCCUAAACUCCUUGCGCUCUUUUUCCCAUGAUUCUACCUCGGCCCCUGUUUUAGGUGGAAGCUCGAUACUUAGGAACCAUACUGUCUCUUGUGGUGGUCUCAGUACACAGUCUGCUUUCAGCGAGCAUGAUCUCCUCCUUCCUUCAUCUUCUACGGCCGCUUUCUCUACCAGCUCGCAGCUCUCGAACCUUAAUAAUGAUUGGGAAGAUAACGCGAACCUGUCAAUAGACGCUUUCUCGGAGCUUCCUUCCAAGGAUUUUGGUGUCAAUCAGCACAUGGUAAUCAACCAAGAGUUCAAAGAGGCCUUGCGUCAGAUCCUUUGGCAAUUCCGAGCGCCAAUCCGAUAUGCAUUCGCCUAUGGAUCAGGCGUCUUUCCCCAGUCUGGCAGUGCUCCUGGCUCUGGCCAGUGUCACCCGUCUGCUCCGGCUGCAAUCAAGAACAUGCAACAAGGCCAAGGCAAGAUGAUUGAUUUUAUCUUCGGAGUGUCGUACUCCCAACAUUGGCAUUCGUUAAACCUCCACCAACAUCGGGACCAUUACUCUGGACUAGGGUCUUUAGGUUCUUACGCUGUCUCCCAAACGCAAGAUAGGUUUGGCGCAGGCGUCUACUUUAACCCUUACAUCACUGUUAACGGCACAUUGAUCAAAUAUGGUGUAGUUAAUCUCGACACGCUAUGUCGUGAUCUUAGUCAGUGGGAUACCCUGUACCUUGCUGGGCGCCUACAGAAGCCAGUUAAGAUUCUACGUGAUCAUCCCAAAGUCAGGUUGGCAAACCAGAUGAACCUACUAUCAGCCGUUCGGGUGGCCUUGCUGCUGCUUCCCGCCGAAUUCACCGAGUUUGAGCUAUAUAGUACCAUUGCAGGGAUCAGCUACAUGGGAGACCUUCGCAUGGUCUUACCGGCAGAGGAUCCUCGUAAGGUUAGGAACAUUGUUUCAGGCCAAAUGGCGAACUUUAGGCGGCUCUAUGCACCACUCAUCGAAACCCUGCCCAAUGUCACUUUUAACGACAGACGGUGCACCGAAGGCGAUUGGAUCGAUGAUCCCCAUGCCAACGUGAAGCUAACCCAAGAUAUGGAUCCAGUAAAACGUGGGAACAUGGUCCGUCGGCUUCCGGAGUCAUUUCGAGAGAAGCUGUACUUCCAAUACCAGGCACGCUUUCAGAUACCCCGUGGGGACUUCAACAAAAUGAUGAAGGAGAGCAAUGACGCCGAUCAGGCAUUGAUCCGACGCAGACAAGGCGGUCCCUUCGACCAGCGUAUCGCAAGCGACAAUGCCCUGAAGCAGGAAGUCCAAACCUCCAUCAUGAAAACUAUCCGCUGGCCAAGCACUGUCCAGACGAUUAAGGGUCCGCUCACUUCGGGACUGCGCAGGACCUGGCGCUACCUGCGAGAAAAGCAAAACAAGUACAAGACUUCUGGCAAGCAUGCUAGCUCUCCAAGUGAGGAAUCUACCCCCAAGGAGUCUAAGCAGGAAUAGAUAAUUAUCACUCUCAUAUCAUGGCUAUGACUGAAGCAUGGCUUGCCGGCCGGCAGCCCUAGACAUCAUACAAGGCAUAUCCAGGCGUUGUGUUGGUUUCACAUAUAUAUAGUAUAAAUAUGUAUGUAUGUAUCUAGAAUACUUUCACUAGCAAUUACUAUAUAGCUCAUUGACAGUACGAAUAAAAAAUUUGUACAUAUACAGAAUAUUUUUUU
Aspergillus alliaceus is the source of this 1950-nucleotide messenger RNA. Its product is annotated as phosphatidate cytidylyltransferase. The transcript has 2 exons. The record is from RefSeq and is a predicted model, not a curated record. Bases 167 to 1735 code for a protein of 522 amino acids. Gene Ontology annotation, molecular function: phosphatidate cytidylyltransferase activity. Gene Ontology annotation, biological process: cardiolipin biosynthetic process; CDP-diacylglycerol biosynthetic process. Lineage: Eukaryota; Fungi; Ascomycota; Eurotiomycetes; Eurotiales; Aspergillaceae. Gene Ontology annotation, cellular component: mitochondrion.